This is a messenger RNA of Emiliania huxleyi CCMP1516, 1681 nucleotides long. RefSeq lists its product as hypothetical. NCBI's taxonomy places the organism in Eukaryota, Haptophyta, Isochrysidales, Noelaerhabdaceae. The transcript has 4 exons. Bases 1 to 1002 code for a protein of 333 amino acids. The record is from RefSeq and is a predicted model, not a curated record.
AUGCGACGGACUCGCUCUCCUGCACUUGCCGCCGCCCUCGCCACCGCCGGUCUCGGCGCGCGGCCGCUGCUGCUCGCCACGCUCGCCGCCGUGGUGCUCGUGCGGCUGCUGUGGCCCGAGGCGAGCCGCGCGGAGCUGCUGUGGACGAUCGACCCGCCCGAGGCGGCGCGGCAGCACAUCCGGCGGCUGAUCCUCCCGCCCGAGGCCAUCCGCCUCCGCCCGGCAGACACCUCCCCCACGAGCGCAGCCGGAAGCUGCGGUGACAGGAGGAGCGGCGGAGGCGGCGGCGGCGGCGGCGGCGGCGGAGGCAGCAGUGGCGGUGGCGGCGGCGGAGGCGGCGGCGGCGGCGGAGGCGGCGGCGAAGACGGCGGAGGAGGAGUCGUCGCAUGGGCGGGGUCGACCAGAGUGGGUGCGGAGCCGGAGCUGGUGCGGAGGGUCGGCGGCGCGUUUCUCCUCUCGCGCUCUCUCUCCUCGCGCUACGUGCGCCUCCUCUUCCUCUCGACACACCAGUUCGACGCGAGCAGAGCCCGCGCUGCAGUAUACCCUACCGACCCGGCGCCCAAACCCAAGGACAUAAAGCAGGCGAGCAAGCGGCGGCUGCAGUCUGCGGUGCUGGCCGCGCUGCCCACCGCUCUCGGCCCCGACCGACCGGCGGUCGCCCUGCGCUCAACGGUCGCCGCACUGCGGGACCUCUUUGGGUGGCUCGCCGACAUCGCCGACACCCUCCGCGCGAUGGGCCUCUCGCCCCCCGACGCGGCCGCCCUCCUCUCCUGCCUCACCCGCUGCCUGCCCGGACAGCAGGCGGCGGGCAGCACGCAGCCCGCGCCGCCCGCAGAGCCGCCCGAGCCGCCGGCGCCUCCGAGCCGCUGGUCGGCCAUCGCGACGGUCCUCUCGUUGCAGAGCUCGGCCGAGAGCGCGCCCGCCGAGGCGGGGCAGGCCGAGGCGUGGCAGCGCUUCCUCGACGGCGCGACGCCGGUCAUCUUGCGGCUCCUGGUGGUGUAGGGAGGGUACACUCGGUGCGACAGUGUUUUACACAGAUUGUUUGACCGACCAGCGAGACGCGAUCAGAUUAGCCGAGAUUGGCCGAGAUGAGCCGAGAUUGGCCGAGAUUAGCCGAGAUCGAGCACGAGGAGCGCGACAGCGAGGACCUGAGCACGAGCUGCGCGUCCCAUAUCUCCCCGUAUCUCCCGUAUCUCCCCGUAUCUCCCUCUCCCUCUCUCUCCAUCUCCUCUAUCAGGCGAUUAAAUAUUAAUUAUCGAGAUCGCACGAGAUACGCGAGAGGUGUGUGAGCGGAGAGCGAGAGGGGCGAUAUGAUCGAGAUCGCGCGAGAUGAGCGAGAGGUGUGUGAGAGCGGAGAGCGAGAGGGGUGUGUGAUGAGAUAUUUGAUCGAGAGAGGCACGGAUUGAGAUCGAGAGAGGCGAUUAAAAAUUAAUUAUCGAGAUUGCACGAGAUCAGGCGCUUGCUGCGGCGCUGCUGGCGCUAGGCCGAGGUGGCGGAGGCGGCGGAGGCGGCGGAGGCGGCGGAGUUGAGGCUGACGGCGGCCCGAGAGAGGUAGAGGUGUGUACGGCUCUAUGCGGUGUGUAUGAUCGGGAGAGGCAUGGAUCGAGGUCGAGAGGAGCGAGAGGUGCGUAUGCGUAUGCGGCGCCCGCUGCAGAAAAAAAGUUUUGGGAAAUCGGUAGGG